Suillus paluster is the source of this 345-nucleotide messenger RNA. RefSeq lists its product as uncharacterized. The transcript has a single exon. The record is from RefSeq and is a predicted model, not a curated record. Bases 1 to 345 code for a protein of 114 amino acids. NCBI's taxonomy places the organism in Eukaryota, Fungi, Basidiomycota, Agaricomycetes, Boletales, Suillaceae.
AUGUUUCAAAAAUUCGUAUUCGUUCAGGAGCAUGCCAUGGGCUACCUCAAGGGCACAUGGGAAUCACUUCGGGGCCUCCAUGUUUACCUCGAUACUGAGACUCAUAUUCAAUAUGCAUCUUUAUGGAUCAUCCCUUGCAUUCACCUUCAUGCAUUCAGCUUGGGACAUCAAAAGGGAGUCAAUAUAUCACAAGACCAAUUUUUCCAUCGUGGACUACAGAUCUUGGCUGAGGAGACUUGUCAAGAUGCUGAGCUACAAGAGGCCAUCGAGCAAAGGGCAAAUGCAGAGGAAGAAGGGAGAGAAUAUUCCAGAGAUAUCACACUAUUAGAAGGUAAACUGAAGUGA